UGCAGAAGUGGCAACUAAUACCUUAUGUUAGGUUAAGUAUGAGAUAAUGAGUAUAAUAAUAUACAAUGCAAAAUAGACUUUUUAUUAUAUAGGAACACCAAUUCGGCUUACGGUUUCUUAAUAAAAAAUAACACCCUACAUCUAAUUAGUCAAGUUUCCCUAAAAAGACAAAAUCUAAAAAUUUCCAUAAGCUUAUAUACAGUGCAAAAUUUAGAUGCCUAAAUACUCACAUGCCUAAAAUAGGAAUUACCAAAAACAAAAUGCCAAAAUCGAUGCAGAUCACUGUUGUUCAUGAAGAGCAGUACUCCGCAAGCCAACGACAUGAGAAGCACUUCUCUUCUCUUGUUAGUUGUUAUGCUUCUGUGUAUAAUUAAUGGCCUUCCAUAUAUAGUUCCUCGCACGUAUUCUUACUAUAUAUAUAACCAUGGAUUAGUCUCAUCGAACCUUCAAACGUCCACCCAUCAUCUUCUUCAGUCAAGUUAGCGACUUUCCGAUCACCAUAGCCAAUAUAUAGAAGUCGAGCUCACAAGCAUGGCUUCUGUCAAAGUUUACGACAAAAUCAACGAAACUGACCAACUCCGCCUGGAGGCCCGCCGGAAAACCAGGAAGCGAGUCGUCCUCAUUAGCCUGUCCUCCAUCGUCCUCAUUGCCGUCGUAGUGGGUGCCGUGGUCGGUACCACCGUUCGAAAGUCUAAAGGUGGCGACAGCGCCAGUGGCGGCGCUCAACCCAUCUCCACUGCCGUCAAGGCGGUUUGCGACUCUACUUUGUACCCUGACUCGUGUCUCCGAUGCCUUCUGCCUUUGGCAAAAUCCAACCAGAUUCAGCCCGGUGAUGUCUUCAAACUUUCCCUUCAGGUCGCCAUGGAUGAGCUCUCGCGAUCAGCUGCCCUCUUCUUUUCUAAGUUCCAAGGUGGCGGCGCCGACAAGAUGUCAGUGGCGGCACUUGAGACAUGUCGUGAAGCGUUGGACCUCGCUUUGGAUCACAUGAACAUCUCAUUAUCAUCUUCCGGCGACCUCACGGAGGCUUUCGACGAUUUGCAAACAUGGCUGAGUGCCGCCGGAACUUUCCAGCAGACUUGCAUAGACGGGUUCGACGACGCUUCCACAGUCGAAAACUUGAAAACCAGCGUGUUGAAGUAUCUCCAGAACUCAACCGAGUACACCAGCAACAGCCUGGCCAUAAUCAACCAGUUCUCGAACAUUGUGAGCCCCCCGAAUCUACGAAGACGGCGGCUGAUGGUUUUGGCCGAGAUGCCGGAGUGGGUAUCUCGAAAAGAUCGGAGACUGAUCGAGAGUGGAAGCGGGAGGAUGAAGGUGGAUGUUGUUGUCGCCAAGGAUGGGUCGGGAAAGUACCAGAGUAUCAAGGCGGCGCUGGCAGCGGUGCCGGAGAAGAGCAAGAAGAGGCUUGUGAUCUACGUGAAGAAGGGGGUUUAUUACGAGAACGUGAGAGUUGAGAAGAAACAGUGGAACGUGAUGAUGAUCGGUGAUGGAAAGGAUAAAACCAUAGUUUCCGGCGGCCUCAACUUCGUCGAUGGAACUCCGACGUUUCAAACUGCAACAUUCGCUGUGUUUGGCAAGGGCUUUAUUGCAGAAGACAUGGCCUUCGUCAACACCGCCGGCCCGGCUAAGCACCAGGCGGUGGCGCUCAUUUCAACCGCGGAUGAGUCGGUCUUCUAUCGGUGUCGCUUCGACGCUUUCCAGGACACUCUCUACGCACACUCCAACCGCCAAUUCUAUCGGGAAUGCGACAUCUCCGGCACCGUCGACUUCAUCUUCGGCAACUCCGCCGUCGUUUUCCAGAACUGCAACAUCCUGGCGAAGGCCCCCAUGCGCGGCCAGAUGAACACGAUCACGGCGCAAGGCAAGAUGGAUCCGAAUCAGAACACGGGAAUAUCCAUCCAGAACUGCACGAUCUCGCCGUCCGGAGACCUCAACGCCGUCCAGACCUUCCUCGGCCGCCCGUGGAAGAACUACUCCACCACCGUAAUCAUGCAAUCCAUUAUCGGAAGCUUCGUCGAUCCGACGGGAUGGCUGCCUUGGACGGGCAAUUCGGCGCCGGACACCAUCUUCUACGCCGAGUUCGAGAACCGGGGGCCAGGUUCUUGGACGAAGAAGAGGGUUUCGUGGAAGGGAUUGAGAAACAUUACCCGAAAACAAGCUUCGAAGUUCACAGUGAAGCCGUUUAUCAGCGGUGAUAAGUGGUUGCCGGCCACCGGCGUGGAGUAUAAACCCGAUCUGUGAGGGCAAACUGGCUUUCUGAAUCUCUCGGAUGCGCCGUUAAAAUGACAUGUGUGGGUGUGCAUGCAGCCUUUUGAUUUGACCAACUCAUUUUUUAUAAUUUAAAAUUUUAAUUAAUGAUGAUCCAUUUACAGAAAUAUUCUAACAGAAUUGAGUCUCGCAAAUUUUAAUUAAUUAA
Diospyros lotus (date-plum) is the source of this 2416-nucleotide messenger RNA. RefSeq names its product probable pectinesterase/pectinesterase inhibitor 46. The record is from RefSeq and is a predicted model, not a curated record. Gene Ontology annotation, molecular function: pectinesterase activity; pectinesterase inhibitor activity. Lineage: Eukaryota; Viridiplantae; Streptophyta; Magnoliopsida; Ericales; Ebenaceae. The coding region runs from base 532 to 2241 and encodes 569 amino acids. The transcript has 3 exons. Gene Ontology annotation, biological process: cell wall modification.